Messenger RNA from Helianthus annuus (common sunflower), 1431 nucleotides. RefSeq lists its product as uncharacterized. The transcript is spliced from 2 exons. The coding region runs from base 114 to 1382 and encodes 422 amino acids. The record is from RefSeq and is a predicted model, not a curated record. Lineage: Eukaryota; Viridiplantae; Streptophyta; Magnoliopsida; Asterales; Asteraceae.
UUGAUCCAUAAACACUUUUAUGGUAUCAGAGCUUACGCUCUACAAACCCUAGCCGUCGCACACCUUAACCGUCGCUCGUUUUUUUCCGGUCAUCCCCUGUUUCGACAGCCACCAUGACCGGCAAAGAACAUACGUCCAACACCGAACCUAAAUCCUCCUCCCUGCAUCCAGCCUAUACGGUGACCAACAUUCAAAACAAGGUUCGCACUCUCGACGGCACCAAGGUUACGUAUUCAUCAUGGGUAAAGCUUUUCAAGUUACAUGCAAAAGCUUACAAGGUUCUUGAUCAUAUCGACGGCACGACUGCACCAAAGGAAGGCGACGAUGACUAUGAUUCCUGGCAAGAGAUCGACGCCCUUAUUCUCCAAUGGAUAUACGCCACGCUAUCCGACGAGUAUUUGGUUCGGGUUCUUGAAACCGAUGCUACGGCACGAGCCACAUGGGUGAAACUUGAAGGUAUUUUUCUUAGUAACAAAGGCUCUCGAGCUACGACUCUUGAGCAUGACUUUACAAAUCUCACACUUGGAGCUUGUGCAUCCCUCGACGAAUAUUGUCAGAAACUUAAAGACAUCGCCGAGCAACUAGGCGAUGUCGGCUUUCCGGUUAGCGAGCCACGGCUCGUUAUGCAACUUGUUCGAGGCCUACCGUCCGAGUAUGAUGUUACCGCUGCCCUCAUCAAUCAAACCUCCCCUACAUGGGAUGAAGCUCGCACCAGUCUGCAAAAAGAACAACAACGCCAAGCCGCCCGCCAAAAUAACAACCAAUCGGUACUUGUCACCACUCCGAUUCCCGCUGCUACCGUUACCGAACCAUCUACCCAAACUAACAACCCACCCGCACCUAAUACAGCCCCUACAGAUCCUAAUCGGUACUCACAAAAUUAUUAUGAUCCAAACCGUCCUCGUGGCCGUGGACGCGGCUACCGUGGCGGUCGUGGUCGGGGUUCUCGGGGACGUGGCAACUAUAGCAACCAAUACUCUACCUCUCAAUGGAACCAACCCUCACCCACCUAUCCACCCGCUUACGGCCCACAGCAAUCUCCGGCCCCUUUCCCCUCCUGGAACACACCGCCUACCCCUUACCCCUCACAAGCUUGGGCCCCUAAUCAACCACCUCCUCCUUACCCCCAACCCCAAUACAACCAGGCCCAUCUUGCUUACCAACAGGCCCAAAUGCAGCCAUUAACCCAGCAGCCUCCCACCCCUACCCAGUUCCACGACCCGAAUGUUUUUAAUGCAUUAAACCCAACGGACAUCGGCACGGCUCUCUCCAUGAUGCAGAUCAAUAACCCGGACACCUCGUGGAACAUGGACACCGGAGCAUCCUCUCACAUCACCUCCAAUAUCGGACCUCAAGACGGGCACCUUCCUUUCGCGCCAUGAUAGCACGGGGGACCUCUAUCCUCUUACGCCACCUUCAUUUGCUUUGGCC